AUGGUGAGCAAAGACAAGUCGGUGGUUUACUUCUCGGGUAACACGAACCGGACUACCUCUGGGGAUAUCAUUCGCAUUCUGGAGAUCCCGGCGACGCAGGACCUGGGGCGGUACCUUGGAGUUCCGGUGCUGCACACGAGAGUUACCAGAGAGACUUAUAGGUACAUUCUGGACAGGCUAGACAAAAAACUAGCAGGUUGGAGGGCAGACUCCAUGUCCUUUGAGGGACGGGUGACACUAGCGACAUCAUUGCUCAAUACUUUGCCAACAUACACCAUGCAGACGACUCUCCUUCCUCGGUCGAUCUGUGAUCAGAUUGACAUGAGGAUCCGUCGCUUCAUUUGGGGGUCUACCGCGGACAAACGGAAGGUGUUACAGGCUAAAUAUUUCAAAACUGCCGGCGGCGUGACAACUGCAAAAUUGGCGAACAGAUGCUCUAAUCUUUGGCGUGGAAUCAAGAGAGCUUGGCUGAUAAUGUCCGAAGGAAUGGCCAUGAGUGUGAAAGAUGGGAGAAGCACGAGUUUCUGGACGGAUCGUUGGAUUGACCCGACAGUUAUCUUACUUGAUCAUGUUCGAGUGCAUGCCCCUGAGAUUGAUCCCACGCUCCCUGUGGCAGCUUUCCUUGAUGAAAAUGGUAAGUGGGAUGAAGCUCUCAUCAACUCGUUCUUACCGAUGGAAGUUGCUGUGCAGGUUAUAGGGAGCCACCCGCCGAGAGUAGAUGGAGGAGAGGACGUCGCAUACUGGGGGCCAGAAGCAAACGGGCGCUUCCGGAUCAAGUCGGCCUCUGUCAUUGCGUGUGGCAGACCAAUGCUACUCAGGUGCUGGAUUGGAAGAAAAUCUGGCGAUGGAGAGGCCCAGCCCGGAUGA
This is a messenger RNA of Linum trigynum, 867 nucleotides long. The record is from the annotation of a GenBank genome assembly. Lineage: Eukaryota; Viridiplantae; Streptophyta; Magnoliopsida; Malpighiales; Linaceae.